CAUACACAGUCUCUCUCUCUCUCUCUCUCUCUCUCUCUCUCUCUGCGGAACAAGAAGGUGCAAAUUUGCUUUGCACUGAUCGACCUUCGCCUCUCGCGCUCGCUCCCUCUCUCAAUGACAAUGGCGGACGAGGAGGUCGUGGCGAUCUCGCCGCCUUCGGAUCGCAAGCGGAAGCUCGACGACGUCGUGGAGGCCGACCAAACCCUAGAACCCGCCGACGAGCCCGAUGCCGCAGACGACUGCGCGCCCACGGCGGCGGCGGCGGCAGCGGCGGCGGCGGAUUCCGAUUCUGCAGAUGUGAAGCGUCCCCGCCUCGACGGCGACCCCGAGGUUUCAGCUAAUGGAAAUGGAUACCAGCAUGAGAAGGGAGACGAGCCUGUGCAGGAAAAUGGUAUAGCAACAACUUUGGAUAGUAGUGAGGUUGAGGAGGCUGAGGCUCAACGCCAGUCAAAGGAGAGUGAAGUAAUUGCAGAUGACGAAAAAACUAAGUCCGUGGACAAUUAUGGUGCGGGAGAUCUUGACAAGGAAUCUCAGGACAAUGCCCACGGAACUUCCGAGGUAGAAGUUGUGACGACGAUGGACAUUAAUGAACAGGAUGUCUAUGCCCAACAGCAGCAAGCACCUGAUGAUGGUCAUACUUUGACACACAAAAUUGAGGUUCCCAACAGUAAGGUUGGUGUUCUUAUUGGUAAGAAUGGAGAUACCAUACGGUAUCUGCAGUACAAUUCAGGGGUGAAAAUUCAGAUCGUGAGGGAUGCUGAAGCUGAUAUGUCAUCUGUAACAAGACCUGUGGAACUAACAGGAACAAAGGAGAACAUUAGCAAGGCUGAGAAGCUUAUUAGGGAUGUCAUAGCAGAGGCUGAUGCUGGUGGUUCCCCUUCCCUUGUAGCCAAAGGCAUUGCAACUGCACAGGUUCCGGGGUCUGCAGAACAAAUUGAACUAAAAGUGCCAAAUGAGAAGGUCGGUAUAAUAAUCGGCAGAGGUGGAGAUACAAUCAAAAGUCUGCAGACAAGAUCAGGGGCCCGCAUACAGUUGAUACCUCAACAUCUUCCUGAGGGAGAUGAUUCCAAGGAAAGAAUUGUCCGAAUCACUGGUGCUAAGAGGCAAAUUGAUGUUGCCACACAGAUGAUAAAAGAAGUUAUGAAACAGACUCCUAGACCUUCACUUCUGUCUGGUCAGCAGGCUCAUCGAUCGCGUGGGCCAGGUGGUCCACAGUGGGGUCCACGUGCUCCAUAUUCUUCCCAGCCAGUGCAAUAUGAUUACCAACAAAGAGGACGGUAUCAAUCUCAGAAUUCACAAUAUCCUCCUACGCCCUACGGUGGUUAUCCCUCUCCAAGGAGUGGCUUUGGCCAUGGUUGGGAGCAAAGGCCACCUCCUCGUGGUGGGAGCUAUGACUUCUUUGGUGGACAUGGAGGACAUCCAGCAAGUAUGCCUCACUCAGGAUCCAUUUCUGGACAUUUUGCUGGCCAAUCUGGCCCACCGCAGUCAUUAGCAGGUUACAAUUACGGGCAGCCAAGAGGUCAAAAUUAUGGGCAUCCGGGUCCUUACUCUCAGGCAGGGAACCCUCAGCAGAAUUAUGGGCAUGGAUAUGAUGAAACCAAGUACGAUAAUGCUCCAGUACACCCCUCAUAUGGAGGUCAAAACUCGGGGCCGGUUUACUCUCAAACUGCUGCUGCUUCCCAACCUGGUUAUGCACAACAAUAUGGGUCCAGUCAGCCAAUCCAACAGUAUGGCUCGAGCGUGCCAUCCCAGCAGGCAUACCAAUAUCCAGCAGGUGCGGCCGUGCAGCAGACAUAUCCCACAUAUGCGUCCGCUCCUACCACAGAUGGAAGUCAGCCUGGUGCUGUCUAUGCACAGCAAGUACAAGCCGCUCCUGCCUAUGGUCAACCUGCUACUGCUGGGGUGUAUGGAUCAUACACUGACCAGCUGGCUGCAGCCAAUCCUGGAUAUGGAUAUCAAGCACCACAAGAUGCUGGUUAUGGUGGGGGUGCGGGUGCUGCGUAUGCUGCCGCUCCUAACAGUCAGACUCAGACGGGCUACGUUCAACAGCCAACCGCACAACUGGGCUAUGACCAAUCAGUCGCACAGUCGGGUGGUUAUGGCAGUGUUCCUGUGAGUGCUCAAGCCAGUUAUCCUCAGUAUGAUUCUACUCAGGUCUAUGGUGCUCGCUGAGUAAUGUUUUCUUCUUUUGUCUUCUGAUUAUGUGAUGUCUAGCGUAUGAUUCUACUCAGGUCUAUGGUGCUCGCUGAGUAAUGUUUUCUUCUUUUGUCUUCUGACAAAUGUAUGUGAUGUCUAGCGUAUGAUUCUACUCAGGUCUACGGUGCUCGCUGAGUACUGUUUUCUUCUUUUGUCUUCUGACAAUUGCAUGUGAUGCCUAGCGUUUUAGUUAUAGGGAAAGUUAAAUCGGUCAUUUCUUCUUUCUGAACGGAUCAACUUGAUCGAGCUUUAGUUUAAGAUGCUUUGCGUGGCUAUGUUGUCUCGAUUUAGGCGUAGCGCUCUCUUUUGCUUUUGGAAAUCUUUCCCUUCUCUGCACUGGUUAUGAGGUGACACAACUGUAUGAUCACAUGGAAAUUUGCUUAGCUUUAAUUUUGUAGCUAUCAAGCAUUGCGUGGUUCAA
Messenger RNA from Syzygium oleosum, 2617 nucleotides. RefSeq lists its product as uncharacterized. Gene Ontology annotation, cellular component: cytoplasm. Lineage: Eukaryota; Viridiplantae; Streptophyta; Magnoliopsida; Myrtales; Myrtaceae. Gene Ontology annotation, biological process: regulation of gene expression. Gene Ontology annotation, molecular function: mRNA binding. The record is from RefSeq and is a predicted model, not a curated record. The transcript has 8 exons. The coding region runs from base 115 to 2172 and encodes 685 amino acids.